This is a messenger RNA of Acanthopagrus latus (yellowfin seabream), 4968 nucleotides long. It is a transcript of the gene gab2, whose product is annotated as GRB2-associated binding protein 2. NCBI's taxonomy places the organism in Eukaryota, Metazoa, Chordata, Actinopteri, Spariformes, Sparidae. The coding region runs from base 357 to 2390 and encodes 677 amino acids. The record is from RefSeq and is a predicted model, not a curated record. The transcript has 10 exons.
AGACACCCUACGGUACUUCCUCUCCCUGCAUCAGUUGAGUUUCCCCGCGACUCCUCGUCAGCUUCGUGCGUAAUUCUCCACGAGUCGAGUUGCGCCUUUUUUUCUCUCUUCUUCUUCGCCCAGCCCCAACCGGGGUUUUGCGCCGGUCGUUGCGCACGGUACCACCAGGAGCGACCGGCAACAUCACCGACCAGCACUACUGUGAUUUUUUUUCUUCUUUUUUUUUAUCAAAUGGGGGGAGCGGACUGCACCAGUGGGAGCCAAACGCCGACAGCACUUUGAACGGGCCAGCCGUCAUGUACUAAGUGACAGACGGGCGUUUGUAGAGCGACAACAGACAGAAGACAGCGACGAACAUGAGCGGCGGAGAGAUCCUCUUCCAGGGCUGGCUGAGAAAGUCACCACCCGAGAAAAAACUGAGGAGAUAUGCAUGGAAGAAGCGCUGGUUCAUACUCCGCAGCGGCCGCAUGAGUGGCGACCCUGAUGUUCUGGAGUACUACAAGAACGACCACUCCAAGAAACCCAUUCGGGUCAUUGACCUGCACUGCUGCGAGCAGGUGGACGCUGGCCUGACCUUUAAGAGGAAAGAGUUCCAGGACAGCUUCGUGUUUGACAUCAAGACCUCAGAUCGCACUUUUUAUCUCGUAGCUGAGACUGAGGAGGAGAUGAACAAGUGGGUCCGCUCCAUUUGCCAGCUGUGUGGGUUCAACCAGUCAGACGACAACCAUGAUGGCAGGUUACACCAUAUGCCCCGCUCUGUCGGAGCAGAUGUCACCGGCUCGAUGGCUCCUCUGACCGGAGAACGCAAGUCCUCUGCCCCCAUCCACUCCAGCCAGCCAGUCCUCUUCACCUUUGACGAGCCUGUGCGCCACACACACCACAGCUCCCUGUCCAACAGUGCGCCCCAGGACUACCUCCUCCUCCACCAGUGCAUGAGCAGGAAGACGGAGAGCACACGGAGUGCCAGUUUCUCCCAGGCCACACGAAGCAAUCUGUUUGUGGGGAGUGACUCUGCAGUGCAGAAACUCUCACAUGGCUUUUCACACUGUCUGAAUGGCAUGGGUGCUCAGCUGCACGGCUUCUACAGCCUGCCAAAGCCAGGGAAACACCAGUUACCGGGGCAUGAUGACUCCCCACAGGAGGCCUGUUACGUGCUUCCUCGGGGUUACAGCUCUGAGGCACCGACUCUCAGCGGUCUCGGUGAUGCUGAGCUGGAGAACGAGGAGGUUUACACCUUUAAAACGCCGUGCAAUGCCCUCGCCACCAUGCACAGCAACGAGCGUCCAACUGACAAUUAUGACCUUCCCACAACACCUGGCUCCUUCUACCAGAUCCCCCGGACGUUUGAUAAGAAUCACAAUGCCUUGACACCCUCCAGCUCUGAGUCCUCCUGUGCGCCUCCUCCCAGGCCCCCUAAACCUAGCCAGUCGGAGGGGCAGUGGGGGAGUCCUCACUCUGUAGGAAGCCAGAACGGAGAGGUGACGUCUGCAGUGUCAGUUAUCCCACGCAGGAAUACUCUCCCUGCUGUCGAGAACAUCAGGCUGCACAGAGGCUCCUCCUUUGAAACUAACAGCCAUCACCGUCCCAUCCAUUUCAACAACUCAGGCCAGUCCGUGGAGUCUGUCAACGAUGGCUUCAGCUCUUACCUGAGAACCAAAGCCCCUCUGACUCGCUCAGACAGCGGAAACUCGGAUGACAACUAUGUGCCCAUGAAUCCUGGCUCGUCGCCACUCAGCGCUGCCCAGGCUGACAGUCCUAAGAAUAUCUACAUCCCUAUGAGCCCUGGGCCCCAUCACUUUGAUUUCCCAGGAUUCUCUGCAACAUUACCUGCCCGUAAGGGGAGCAGUGCCUCCCUGUGUCACCGGCCCAGCCGUCUCAGUGAUGUCACGCCACCACCCAUCAACCGCAACCUCAAACCUAACAGGAAAUCGAAGCCAACACCUCUUGAUUUGAAGAACAAUGGGAUCAUUGAUGAGUUGCCAUUUAAGAGCCCAGUCACCAUGUCCUGGACACGGCCCAUGCCCGCUAUGAACUCCAUGUCCUCCCAGCACUGUCGACCCAUUUCUACACAAAGCAUCACCAGCACCGACUCGGCAGACAGCGAGGAGAAUUAUGUGGCUAUGCAGAACCCAGCGUCUACCUCCCCAGCCGUGAGUGGCACCAGCAGCCCGGCCCCCAGGAAGUGUGGCAACGUGGACUACCUAGCACUGGACUUCCAGCCUGGGUCACCCAGCCCACACAGAAAACCCUCAACAUCCUCUGUGACCUCCGAUGAGAAGGUGGACUAUGUGCAAGUCGACAAAGAGAAGACCCAGGCUCUGCAGAGCACCAUGCAGGAGUGGACCGAUGUGCGGCAGUCUACUGAACCUGCCAAGGGGGUCAAGUCCUGACACUGACCUGGAAGAAAAGAAAAAAAAAAGAAGAAAAUUCCAAUCUUAAGCCAAGCAUCCCCAGUAUCAUGUCUCUAUCAUUACUAUGAAUACUGGCUGGGCUUGUUUAAGACUGAAAUAUUUGGACAAUAAGCCAUAACCUAUCUAAUGCCUGUUCUCUGUGAUGAUUUCUACUGCAGUGCACUGCUAACAUGCAGGAUAUCAGGCCAUGCAGGUGCAGCAUCCUGCCAAAGCUCUUCAUGCCGACUGUUAUAACAGUGUAUGGACAAUUGAUAAUGUGUAUGAAAAUAUCAUCCGUACUCAUUAAUCCAUCCUUUAGAAACUGCAAGCGUUUCAUCAAAGCUGUCUCACACACACACACACACGCCCCUCUGCAACAGUCAGACAUUUUUAUUAGCAUCUCGCAAGCAAUUUACCAGAUUGCUGCUGUUUUAAAAGAGUAGCAGAGGCUAACUGGUCGAUAACCAUAUUAAUAUACUGUCAGAGUAUGCUUACUGAUCUCAGGAAUGCCAAGAUGCACUCCAAUUUUGGCAUGCAGGCAGACCCUCUCUUUUCACUUCAAUCUAUCAUUUGUGCUGAGUCUUGCAGAAGCAGUGAAGAGAUUAUUUUCACUGCGGGCAAUCAUUUCAGCUUAGCAGUGCAUGUCUGGUGAGAGGAGGAGGAGGAGGACGAGGAGGGAAAAAUACAGCCAUACAAAUGUGUAAAGGCCUGUGUCAGAAGCCCUGAUGAUAACUGUACACGGAUGUUGCCUUAGUUUCAGUUAAAAAAAAAAAAAAAAGAGCCCAAACUACGUUUUUAAAAGCUGUCGUGAUGGUUGGCAGGUCAAUUAUUUCAAUACAGGUACAAAAAUCGUCCAAAUGUACAGAAUGAAGAAAACGGAGACAGACGUGAAGACGAAGUGUCUUGUAUCUACGAAAGUUUGACUUCAGUGGUCAUUUCACUUCAGGUUAUAUCCUAAUACAUUUCAUCGCAAAUGUGCACUGACCAAAAAUAUGAUUUAGUCGGAGGGAGUAAAAAUAAAAGCAGAAGGCGUUCUUUCCAAGGAGUUCAGAUAUCCUCCCUCUUUCUUUCUCUCCAUCUCUCCAGAGACCAUAAAUACAAGCUAAGCAGAAGGAGAAUGGCAUAUUUAUGUUUUCUCGAAUUCAACCAUUCACUGAUGUAUGUCUUCGGUCUUUGAUAUUCCACACACUACAGCUACAGCUCCGUCUCUGAAGAGUAAUUGUUUUCUGUAUGUAAAUUAUUAAUAGAAUGACAUAUUUGCAGUGCAUCUUGUUGACUGUUAGAAAAUUGGAUGCACUUGUCUGAGACAAAAAAAACAAAACAAAAAAAAGUGCACAACAGAAAUGUAACAUUGUGCUUUUCUCGUAAAAGGCAACCUGCCACCAUGAAGGUCUGCCAGUGAUCACAGUCACUUAAAAAAAAUAGUUGAGGAAAGAAUGUUUUCUUAAUUUUCCUAAACUCUUCUAUUUUGUUAAUUUGCCUUAUAUUUUUCAUUUGACUGUAAAUUUUGCCUUGGAGAAAUUUCAUUAUUCACAAUAUUAUUCAAGCAAGAGCCAUAUUAUAUGUAGGACAACUGAAUGAUCAGUUUCGAGUUCAACUUAAGUCCAGUAUUUAACUGUGGGCUGGAACCACUGAGGGGUGAACCCCUAUUAGACCGUAAUAUGAAUAGUCUGGCUGUGCAGUGCUGGAUGGUAUUACUGAUUAUUUCAUUAAGAUUUACUUCUUAGUGUUUUUCUACCAUUUUUACUGCUUUUUGUAUUCUUUUUAUCAUUAUUUUCUACUGAUAAGUGUAAGCAAGUGAUAUUCACAUGGAUGGGGCCAGGCUAAAUUAAGCUAAGUUUGUGACAGUGUGUAUGUUAUUCCUUUUUUUUUUUUUUUUUUUUUUAAACUUUCCAAAUUUUAUGAUCCGUACAUGAAAUGGGGAGCCUGGCAGUUUUGAGUUGCACUGGCAAAGCCCUUUCCCGGGCGAACUGUGAUCCACGACGAGCGAGAGAGAGGAAAAGAAAAGACUGAAGUAAAAGCCCGUCUCCCUGUCAGUCUCUGAAGUGAAAUGGAUGUGUAAUUUAUUAUCUAGAGAGACCCGUUGUAAGCAGAAGAGCUUGUGUAUGUGUUGUGGUAGAUUGUGAGUUUUUAGUAUGUUAAAUGACAGCCUGACUGGGCGAGAUUUGAAAACACUGCUCAGAUCUACUGUCAGACUGUCACUGGGUUGACGUACUGUACUAGUAGAGAUCUUUUUUUUUUUAACCACUGUUAUUGCUACUACUGUAAAGCAUUUGCCGAUUGCUUGUGUGUUAAUUUAUUAAUUUAUUGUGCAUUUUGCAGUUGAUAAAUGUAAAAAAAAAAAAACAAAGGAAGAAAAAAACAAACAAAACAACAACAACCAAACAAGAAAACCUUCUCUUUACUAACAUUGAUGUAUGCAAACUGUCUUGAUUUUGUGAAGCAAUAUGACAAACGAUGCCAGUCUGAUGGUAAUGUGGUACAGUUCAUUUGGGAUACGUAAGAAUACAAGACUUUGUUAUUCCUGUAUUAUGGUAGACUUAAACUGUGGACAUAGAAUAAAUCAAGAAGUGAAAGU